AUGUUGAGCAAGACUCUCCUCCUUGCGGCUGCUGCCGCCUCUGUGGCCAUGGCCCAGAAUGCCGCCUACUCUCAGUGCGGUGGUCAGAACUGGUCCGGGUCCACCACCUGUGUAGCUGGCUACACCUGCCAGUACCAGAAUGCGUACUACUCGCAAUGCCUGCCAUCCAGCUCUAGCGCAACUACCGCCCGCACCAGCACGACCACCCCCCAUACCAGCACAACCACGCCCCACACCAGCACGAGCACCCGCGCUACCACGACCACCACGGCUCGCACCUCCACAAGCACGAACUCGGUGGCGGCCACCGGUGUGUCCUACAAGGCAAGCUUCACCGAGUACGGCGCAGGCGACACGUUCGGCAGCCCCAACUGCCAGACCGACACCGCUGCCUGCGGCUUCUACACCUCUCCUGGCUACUCCGCCGCCGUCUCGCAAAACCUUUUCGGUGUUGGUCCCGGCGCAGGCGCGGGACCGGCUUGCGGUACUUGCUGGAGGCUCACUAUCCAGACUGACAGCUCCGGAAACCCUGUCUCCAACGCCGGCAACAGCAUCGUUGUUAUGGUCAACAAUCUCUGCCCUGCUUCAGGCAACCCUCUAUGCUCCCAGAACGGCCUCAGCGGCACCAAUCAGUACGGAGCCAAUGUUAACUUUGACACCUGCAUUGACUCUGGUGCCUCCGCUGCUUUGUUUGGCAACUCAGGUGUUGGAUUGGGUAUUGGCACAGCGACCCAGGUCUCUUGCUCUCAGUACAGUGGCACAGUCAUUCAUUAA
Molecule: messenger RNA, 774 nt
Organism: Baudoinia panamericana UAMH 10762
Lineage: Eukaryota; Fungi; Ascomycota; Dothideomycetes; Mycosphaerellales; Teratosphaeriaceae
Product: glycoside hydrolase family 45 protein
Exons: 3
Coding region: 1-774 (257 amino acids)
Biological process (GO): carbohydrate metabolic process
Cellular component (GO): extracellular region
Molecular function (GO): cellulose binding
Source: RefSeq, a predicted model, not a curated record